Molecule: messenger RNA, 789 nt
Organism: Babesia microti strain RI
Lineage: Eukaryota; Apicomplexa; Aconoidasida; Piroplasmida; Babesiidae
Product: conserved Plasmodium protein, unknown function
Exons: 4
Coding region: 1-789 (262 amino acids)
Source: RefSeq, a predicted model, not a curated record
AUGAUGAAUGAUAGUGAUAGUGAUGUCGUGGUAAAGUAUCCUAAGAGGCAGAUUGGGCAGUUCGAAACUAUUUUGGAUUCAUUAAUUCUGGAAAUAGCAUUUUUGAAAGCUGCUUUCCAAGUGAAUGCUUGUCUAUCCCCUUCCGUCUACAACACCAUCGAUUCAGGCCCCUCACCUGCGGCAAUGAUCCAUGGCGGUUAUUGCCGUGGGAAAGAUUUGGUAAAAUAUUUAAUGGAAAAAUGCAAUUGCCCCAGGGGACUUGAUCAAAAGCUACAAUACACUACCACAAAUUGUACAAUGUCUAUGUUGGAAAAUAGCGAUCCUUUUGAUCACAUAGCAUCGUUCCUACGACUAUCGGUAUAUUACACUUGGGUUGAUGAAUAUGUAUCGUAUAAUUAUACUAGGAAAGUUUAUUAUUCCUCUUUGCCCUUUCCCUUUUCAUACACUUUCUACUAUUUGGAAAGAAAUAGUCUGGUACAGGAGUGUAAAAGCAAAGGUUUAUUGCACGAAAUUUAUGUAACCAAGGAGCUCGAAGUGAUAUACAAGACAAUAAAACCACUACUUGUAAAUGGGACUUUUGGGAAUGGAAAAUUUACUGAUUUGGAUGUGGUUGUAUUUUCAUCAAUGGCCGUACUAUUCUCCCUUCCCAUUAAAAGCAAUCUGUUCACAAAUUUUGUGAACAAUAACAGAUACUUGGUGAAUUAUGUGAUGAAUGUGAAUAUGAAGUUGAGAAUUUGGCCAUGCAAAAAUACAUUCCUAGCAUACAUUGACCCACAUACCCCCCUUUAA